UCUUGCAGCCACCAGUCCAGUCGGUCUUAUCAUAAAUUUCAUUUGAGACCGAACACUGCUGUCUCAGUCGUCAGUCUUCUGGUGAUUUUGUGGGGCAAAGAUAAUCGUUCAUUUAAUAUGGGACUUUCGACGCACAUUCUCGAUACAAGCCGUGGAAAACCGGCACCGAAUGUGGCCAUUAGUUUGUACCGCGAGACGGAUUCCUCCACCGGCUGGGCCAAAGAAGGAGAAGGCCAUACCGAUUCGGACGGCAGAUACCGGGGUUUCUUCGCUGACGAACCGACCGCGUUCCGGGUUGGGACCUACAAGCUUCGCUUCGAGGUGGGACAGUAUUAUGAGCAGCUGAAAACGGAUACUUUGUACCCGUUUGUGGAGAUUGUAUUCACAAUCAAAGAUGCCAGUCAACAUUACCACAUUCCGCUGCUUUUGAACCCGUUUGGGUAUUCAACCUACAGAGGAUCAUGAGUUUGAUUUGAACUGACUUUUAUUAGAUUAAAUAAUGGAAAAAUGA
This is a messenger RNA of Sabethes cyaneus, 511 nucleotides long. Its product is annotated as 5-hydroxyisourate hydrolase. Gene Ontology annotation, biological process: purine nucleobase metabolic process. The transcript has 2 exons. The record is from RefSeq and is a predicted model, not a curated record. The coding region runs from base 118 to 465 and encodes 115 amino acids. Gene Ontology annotation, molecular function: hydroxyisourate hydrolase activity. Lineage: Eukaryota; Metazoa; Arthropoda; Insecta; Diptera; Culicidae.